Morus notabilis is the source of this 1068-nucleotide messenger RNA. Its product is annotated as flavanone 3-dioxygenase 3. NCBI's taxonomy places the organism in Eukaryota, Viridiplantae, Streptophyta, Magnoliopsida, Rosales, Moraceae. Bases 1 to 1068 code for a protein of 355 amino acids. The record is from RefSeq and is a predicted model, not a curated record. The transcript has 3 exons.
AUGGAGGAUGAGGGAGAUUCGAAUUGUUUUCGAGCGGGAGAAAGUGCGCAAGAGAAAGGUUUGCCUUAUGUUCCUGAAUGUUACAAGAUCCCAACUUCAGACCGUGCAAGUUCUUCGCCGGAGAUGGCGAAAGUACCCCUUGUUGAUUUGGCCGGACUUAGAAAAGGUCCUCAACAACGUGCGAUAGCCAUUGAAGCAAUCAAAGAUGCUUGUCUUCGUCUUGGCUUCUUUCAAAUAGUCAACCACGGAAUCUGCCAAUCGGUACUAGAUGACGCUCUAUCUUCGGCGUUCGAUUUCUUUAGAUUGCCAGCUGCGGAGAAGGUGAAGUUCAUGUCCAAUGACGUGCAUACUCCCGUGAGAUAUGGAACCAGCUUGAAGGAUGGGGCUGACAAGAUUCAGUUUUGGAGGGUCUUCCUUAAACAAUAUGCCCAUCCUUUGGAAGAUUUCAUAGAAUCUUGGCCUACUAAUCCACCUACCUACAGGGAAAAAAUGGGAAGGUACUGCAAAGAAGUGAGGAAGCUGGGGUUGGAGCUAAUGGGAGCCAUAACCGAGAGCCUAGAACUUGGUCCAAACUACUUAAGUGAAAAACUAGAAAGUGGAAUGCAAGUAAUGGCCGUUAAUUGCUAUCCACCGUGCCCAAACCCUGAUCUGGCUCUAGGUUUGCCCCCACACUCAGACUACAGCUGCUUAACCAUCGUCCUCCAGAGCUCGCCGGGCCUCGAAAUCAUGGACGCGGAGGCGGGCGCGGACGGGUGGAGACUGAUCCCGGAUCUUCGCGGUGUGCUACAAGUCCAUGUGGGCGACCAUUUUGAGGUGCUGAGCAACGGGACAUACAAGAGUCUUGUUCACCGGGCGACUUUGAACCGAGAGAGGACGAGGAUUUCUGUUGCGAGCUUGCAUAGUCUGGGGAUGGAUGAGAAAAUGGGACCCGCUGAAGAGCUUGUGGAUGAUCAAGAACGCAAAAAGAAGUACAAAGAAAGCAGCUUCGGGGAUUUUCUCAACUUUCUUGCCACCAAUGAUAUAGCUGAAGGGAAGACCUUCAUAAACACGCUCAAGAUAGAAAAUUAA